Molecule: messenger RNA, 861 nt
Organism: Diaporthe citri
Lineage: Eukaryota; Fungi; Ascomycota; Sordariomycetes; Diaporthales; Diaporthaceae
Exons: 4
Coding region: 1-861 (286 amino acids)
Biological process (GO): protein N-linked glycosylation
Cellular component (GO): oligosaccharyltransferase complex; membrane
Source: RefSeq, a predicted model, not a curated record
AUGCGAUUCACUGGAAUAUCCUCUCUCGUCGUCCUGGCAGCUGGCGCUGUCCAGGCUGCGUCGUCAUGGAGCUUUGAUGAUGGUAGUGUCUCCAUCAGCAGCAAGAAGGCUGCUGGUGAGGCCACCAAGGAGAAAUUCGGCCCCAAAUCCCCUCUCGAGACCCCAAUCACCCUCAGCGCUCAAGAUACCCUCACAGUCAGCUUGACAGCGAAGGACAGCGGCAAGGCGAAGCGCCCUCACCAGGCCUUCCUACUAUUGAAGGACGAGAGCGGGCUGGAAGCUCCCUUCCCGUUGAGUGUUAAGGACAGCGGCAAGGCGAAGGUCCAAGUCACGCAGAAAGACAUUCCCGUCCAGUUCCUCGUGUCCCCGAAGCCUAUCCACGCCACCGUUGUCAUUGGGUCAUUUGGCUCAGCGCAGGGUGUCAUUGCCGAUGUCUUCGACGUCGACAUCAAGCAGGACUCCAACGCACCCGCGCCCGUCAUUCCCUCCACGUUGCGCUACGGCAAAAAGCCCCAGAUCCACCACAUCUUCCGCGAGGAAACCAAGUACCCUUACAAGAUCUUCUCGAUUUUCUUCGUGCUGGUCAUCGCCGCUACCCUGCCCACCCUUCUGGUUGGUUGGUUCGGUUUCCUCGGAGCGAACCUCAGCAGCCUUCCCAAGGCCCUGGGCGCGGCCCCGCUGUCCCACGCGACCUUCUUCGGCUCGAUCCUCGCGAUCGAGUUCGUCUACUUCCUCUACCACCGCGGCAUGUCCCUCGGACACAUUCUUCUCCCGGUGGCUGUUCUCGGUACGACCACCGUUCUGAGCGGAAUGAAGGCCCUGGGCGAGGUUCAGAGCCGACGACUUGCCGGCCAGCAAUAA